Molecule: messenger RNA, 1305 nt
Organism: Fragaria vesca subsp. vesca
Lineage: Eukaryota; Viridiplantae; Streptophyta; Magnoliopsida; Rosales; Rosaceae
Exons: 5
Coding region: 160-1305 (381 amino acids)
Source: RefSeq, a predicted model, not a curated record
CUCUAUCCCCCGAUAUCUCUUUCUCCUCCCUUAGAUUGCCAGCGCCGGAGACUUCAUCUCCGGCCACCGCCUCUUAUCACCACCCACACCAAACGACACCGAGCCUAACCUGUUCAAAGCCCAACCCGUUUGACGGUAGGAAACGCAUCUAGCCACCUUAUGCGACCACCCAAGCCCGGCUGCCUUUGCCCAGCCAAAGCUCACUUCCGGUCAUCUUCCUCCCUCGUCGCCGUCACCAUCGAGCCCAAAGGAGGCCAGGCGUUACAACCCAGGUGCCUCGACUUCCAACGACCACCAUGGGUGAGAUCAACAUCGCCUCCAACGCCUAGAACGCCGCUGCACGUGCCGUCGCCAGCUAAGGUAUAUGGACAACAAGCUUCAAUUGGACAAGUGAGUUAUUGCAGUCAAAUGCAUUGCAUGAAGGUUUACAUGAAGAAGAAAUUAAUGAUGGAUCGUAGUGUAUGGAUUGCUGAAGCAUUGGGGUUGCAUGUAGAAGAGGAGAAGUGGCUGCAUCAUGAACAACUUGAGAUGAUGCACAUUCAACAGCAGUUUUCUGCUUCUUACGACCCGGAGUUGCACUUGUUGGCUGGAGGACCCCAAAGCCACAGAGUUCGUGCUGGAUGUUUUGUGAACGGUGUUAAGUUUGUAACGUCAAAACGAGAUGAAGGCCAUGUCACCCAAAACAAUGGAGUCAUGGUUGAGGGUCUGGGUUUCAACUACUACGGGGUUCUUGUCAGUGUCAUCGAACUAAUCUACGGCAACCGUAUGUUAGUCAUGUUAUUCAAGUGCAAAUGGUUCAAUACUGACCCAACUAGACGGAGGAGUACAAUUCUGGAUCGUGGCUUGGUAUCAGUGGACUCAAAUAGUGUAUGGUAUGAGAAUGAGCUGUUUAUUCUUGCCACCAUGGCGAAACAAGUGUUUUAUGUUGAUGAUCCGGCUAUGGGUGAGGGUUGGAAAGUGGUGCAGGUGAUGUCACAUCGGAAUAUUUUGAGUACACUGAGAGGGGAUGAUGAGAGUGGGCCCAGUGAACCAAUAACAACUGAUCAGCCGAAUGAACCAUAUCAAGAGGAUUCUCCACAUGUAGUCCCUGAUACUGAGGACAUUCGUGUCAACAACCAACACGUUCUGGCUAUCAUAGGUUACCUUCCAGUUACACCAUCUGAACUGAACUCGCUACAACCUCGCAUCCCCAAUCAUGAUGACGACGGCUUCAUAGAUGACGAAUACAUAGAGGAUGAUGAGUAUUCUGACCAAACUGAGAAGUCUAAUGAUUCAGACGACUCAGAUUAUCAUGAGUACGAUUAG